CUAUGACCGAUAAGUCCGCAAUAAUAACCGUGGGCUCAAGAUGCUGCCAGGGUAAUAUGUCAACUUGCAUGAAUCCCAACUCUAGGCGUCCCGACUUAUUGGUAAAUCUGGGAUCUUCCAGAUGGCGACUGAGUGCCGGCUCUUGGCGAAUCCGGGAAUCAAUUCUAGUCCUAUGCGACGUGAAGCAACCAGAAACGUACUGGUUGAGGGAUAUAGAAUCAGCUACCUUGAGUCUUAUAUUCAUCAGCGUGUUCCGCCUUGCCCACCAACAAUUCUGUCAGCAAUUCUUCACGAUGGAAGCAGAAGCUAGCGACGAGGGGGAGUGGCCCCCGCUACCGAAUGAAAUGACCCAUGAAGGCAGAGCGGUUUUAGGCCUUCAUGUAUGCUUGCUCUCGCUAUCAACUAUCUGCAUGAUUCUUCGAUUUCUAGCACGUCGGAUGGCAUCUUCACUUCAAAUAGAUGAUUGGAGCAGCUUGGCAUCUCUUUUUUUUGCCUAUGCCCAAACAAUCACUUCCACGUUGUCGAUAACUAUUGGACAUGGCGGUUAUGAGAUACAACAAUACAGCGAGUCCCAGCUGAGGACCUGGAUGAAAAUGAUGUGUAUAUCCGACUUCUUCUACGCUUUGAGCGUUGCGUUAACGAAACUAUCUAUCUUAAUUUUUUAUCACCGGAUUUUCGAGAUGCAUAAAACCCUCUCAGCAUUGAUCAGUAUACUGAUGGUUGUUGUCGUCUGCUAUAUCCUAAUAGUGACAACUUUGACAAUUAUGGACUUAGCAUUGUUUGGAAGGAAGAUGCCAGAACUCGUGGGUGAUGCCACGGUUUUUAACUACAUAGUCGGCAUUAUAAACUCAGUCCUCGAUGUAUUCAUUCUGGCAAUCCCUCAGCUCACUGUGUGGAGAUUGCAGUGGACCCGAUCAAAGAAGCUUCUAGUCUCGGGCGUAUUUUUCCUAGGAGGCAUUACGUGCAUUCUCAGCAUUGUACGAAUCACCACGGUCAUCACCCAAGGGCAUGAGGAUAUCACUUACGGUGUUCAGUUCAUAAUGAUCGUCACCGUAAUUGAGAUGAACACGGGCAUCAUUUGCACUUGCCUUCCGAUGUUUCCCAGCCUCAUACGACGCUGGAAGCGGAAACUGACGCCACAAAAUAGAGAAGAUCCGGGUUUAACUGGGAGCAUUCUUUUGACCAUUGGCAGGAUGCGGGCUCGGCAAUUGCCGGUAGCAGGUGGAGUAGGGGGUUCGACUGAAGCACUGAAUACCGAGGUCGAUCCAGUGCAUCAGGGGGCUAGCUACCAUAUGGCAGAUAUGAAGAGUCCCUGUUCUCAUAAUGAGACAUCAGAGAGCUCGGAUAUGACAAUCAGUCAACCUCGGUCUGAAACUCGGUGAAAGGACUGUCCGCGCAGGUGGAAUAUUGCGAUUGUUACCAGUUCAUCUUGCAAAUUAUUGCACGUUUGGAUAUUGUUUGUUGAAAAGCCGGCCGUCUAGUUCCGGAUAAUAUUGAUUAAUGUGUUUAUACGUGAAAAUGGAAGUCCACGAAUUUUGAUCAAUUCUCUGGCUAAGGAGGUGGACAAGGUGGGUUC
This is a messenger RNA of Aspergillus steynii IBT 23096, 1576 nucleotides long. RefSeq lists its product as uncharacterized. The transcript has 4 exons. The record is from RefSeq and is a predicted model, not a curated record. Lineage: Eukaryota; Fungi; Ascomycota; Eurotiomycetes; Eurotiales; Aspergillaceae. The annotation marks the transcript as partial.